Sitophilus oryzae (rice weevil) is the source of this 1338-nucleotide messenger RNA. RefSeq lists its product as uncharacterized. NCBI's taxonomy places the organism in Eukaryota, Metazoa, Arthropoda, Insecta, Coleoptera, Curculionidae. Gene Ontology annotation, molecular function: nucleic acid binding. The record is from RefSeq and is a predicted model, not a curated record. Gene Ontology annotation, biological process: DNA integration. Bases 1 to 1338 code for a protein of 445 amino acids. The transcript has a single exon.
AUGAGCCAAUAUCAAUCAUUUUCAAAAGAAUAUGUAGCUUUAAAAAACCACCAAACUCUACCCAAAACUAGCAAAUUACUUUGCUUAAAACCUUUUAUAGACGAAACAGGGUUUAUAAGAGUUGGGGGUAGAAUAAGAAAUGCUCAAAUAUCUGAUGAACAAAAAUAUCCAAUAGUGUUAAGCAACAAAUGCGCUUUGACUAAAAUAAUUAUGAUGUACGAGCAUAGUAAAUUGUUGCAUUGUGGUCCUCAACAAUUACUGUAUAAUAUUCGAUUACAUUAUUGGCCUCUUUGCGGCAGAAUAUUAGCUCGAUCAGUCGUUAGAAAUUGUGUAACUUGUUUUAGAGCCAAUCCUGUUACAUUUAAUUAUAUUAUGGGUGAUUUACCUGAAUGUCGUGUAUCUUCUUUCCAGCCAGUGUUUUCUCAUACUGGUAUUGAUUAUGCAGGACCUAUUUUUAUUCGGGAUCGGAAAACCAGAAAUUCAAAAACAGUAAAAGGUUAUAUAUGUAUUUUUGUUUGCAUGAGUACAAAAUGUAUUCAUUUAGAUAUAGUAACCGAUUUGACUAGUCAAGCUUUUUUAUCAGUUUUAAAAAGAUUUGUAUCCAGGCGAGGAAAACCUUUACACUUAUAUUCGGAUAAUGGUACCACCUUUAUAGGUGCUAAUUCAGCAAUGCUACAAUUUAUUAAUAAACAUUCUAAUUAUGUAAGUACUUGUUUAGCAACUGAAGGCAUUCAAUGGCAUUUUAUGCCACCCAAGGCACCAAAUUUUGGGGGUUUUUGGGAGGCUGGUGUUAAAAGUGUAAAGUACCAUCUUAAACGUAUAAUUCGUGACACUAGCCUCACUUACGAGGAUCUCUCAACGGUUUUAGUACAAAUAGAAGGGGUGUUAAACUCUCGUCCACUAUCUCCAUUGUCAUCGGAUCCACAAGAUUUGACUCCAUUGACACCGGCACAUUUCCUGAUUGGAAGACCAUUGACUGCAGUUCCGGAAGAUGACGUUUCUAACAUACUGGAAAAUCGUUUGUCAAAUUACCAACGCCAACAAAAAAUGGUACAACAGUUUUGGAAACGGUGGAAUCGUGAAUACAUUUCUAAUCUUCAAACACGAACUAAAUGGUUUAAAGACUUUCCAAAUAUUCUUAAGUUGGAUACGUUGGUAUUAAUUAAAGAAGAUAAUCUACCUCUAUUCAAAUGGAAACUUGGUCGAGUUAUUGAACUUCAUGAAGGUGUCGAUAAAAUUACGCGUGUUGUAACACUCAAAUGUAGUGAUGGUUCUUUAUGUAAACGUCCGGUUACAAAAUUAUGUGUUCUUCCCACAGAAGACUUUUUAUUGAAAUAA